Molecule: messenger RNA, 2697 nt
Organism: Oncorhynchus gorbuscha (pink salmon)
Lineage: Eukaryota; Metazoa; Chordata; Actinopteri; Salmoniformes; Salmonidae
Product: arrestin red cell-like
Exons: 16
Coding region: 286-1521 (411 amino acids)
Biological process (GO): G protein-coupled receptor internalization; positive regulation of ERK1 and ERK2 cascade; signal transduction
Cellular component (GO): cytoplasm
Molecular function (GO): angiotensin receptor binding
Source: RefSeq, a predicted model, not a curated record
AAGCGAUUGGUCGAGGGCGGUGUCUGUCAGACGGUGAGGGCGUAGCUCUGUAUUUCGCUCACUGUCAGAGCUUGAGGGACGAAACGAAGGGUUCGUUUCCGUUUGUAGGCUGCGGAAACCGAGUUUCACAGUGCUACACAAGCCGAACAGAGACUGAUUGGAGCUCGAUCCUACGACCGAGAGGAGGAAAGAGGACAGUAUUGAGGAAGACCUUGUAAUCAAAAUACCGUCCAAAUUUACACUAAUAUUACACUUUAAUAGCACUCAAACCCAGUGCCUGCGAAGAUGGGAGACAAGGCGGGGACCAGAGUCUUCAAGAAGUCCAGCCCCAACUGCAAGCUCACAGUAUACCUGGGGAAGAGAGACUUUGUGGAUCACCUAGACCAUGUAGAUCCAGUGGAUGGAGUGCUACUCAUAGACCCAGAAUACCUAAAAGACAGAAAAGUCUUUGUGACUCUGACCUGUGCGUUCCGAUAUGGUAGAGAGGACCUGGACGUUCUGGGCUUGUCCUUUAGGAAAGACCUCUAUAUCUCCACCUUCCAGGCCUUCCCUACCCUCACCACAGAGGAAGGUAAACCACUCAGCCGGCUGCAGGAACGACUGCUGAAGAAACUAGGCCAGCACGCCCACCCAUUCAGCUUCACUAUCCCUCAAAACCUGCCCUGCUCAGUCACUCUACAGCCAGGACCAGAGGACACAGGGAAGGCCUGUGGAGUAGACUUUGAGGUCAGAGCCUUCUGCGCUAAGACUGUAGAGGAGAAGAUACAUAAAAGGAACUCAGUGCGUCUGGUGAUCCGUAAGGUGCAGUACGCCCCAGAGAAGCCUGGUCCUCAGCCCAUGGUGGAGACAACACGAUCCUUCCUACUGUCAGAUAGAUCCCUACACCUAGAGGCCUCCCUGGAUAAAGAGCUCUACUACCAUGGAGAACCUAUCAGUGUGAAUGUCCAUGCGACCAACAACUCCACCAAAACAGUCAAGAGGUUGAAAAUCUCAGUUCGCCAGUAUGCUGACAUUUGUCUGUUCAGUACGGCUCAGUACAAGUGUCCUGUUGCACAGGAAGAGGCAGAUGACCAGGUGUCCCCCAGCAGUACGUUCUGUAAGGUGUACACCCUGACUCCCACGCUUACCAACAACCGAGAAAAGAGAGGCCUGGCUCUGGAUGGCAAGCUGAAGCACGAAGACACCAAUCUGGCCUCCAGCACUAUAGUGAAAGAUGUGUCCAAUAAGGAGGUUCUGGGGAUCCUGGUGUCCUACAGAGUCAAGGUCAAACUAGUGUUGUCCCAUGGAGGGGAUGUCUCGGUGGAGCUGCCUUUUGUUCUAAUGCACCCCAAACCCUCUGACCUACCCAUCUCUAGACCUCAAUCAGUCGUCCCAGAAACAGAUGCCCCAGUUGGCAGUAACCUGAUAGAGUUUGAGACAAAUAAUUUCUCUCAGGAUGAUGACUUCGUUUUCGAGGACUUUGCCCGUCUGCGGCUGAAAGGAACGAAGGACGAUAAGGAUGAGGAUGACCACUUGUGCUAGCUCUCCCUCUCCCAGGAUCAUGCACCUGAACCUGGGGAGAGGUGCUUGGCGAGUCCCUGGUCUCAUGUUGUCUCCAGGCCAGUAGGCUCAACUUCAGAAAGGGGGAGCAGGAACACUCAUAUGUAUUCUAUUUUUCACCCCCCCCCCUCUACUUCUCCUUCUUCUCUCUUCUUUCUUGUACAUCUUUGAUGAGAUUUUCCAUUUCUAGUCGAGUUUGUUUUGUCACGAGUUUGUUUGAGAAACAGAGAGAAUGAGGGAUGAAACAGAGAGAAUGAGAGACAGAGAUGGAGGGAUUUAUAGGAGUGUCGAGUCCACAGUCUCUGUUUUAGGAAAUCCUUCUAUAUGUUUUGGAUCCAUUCUUUGAUUCAGGGUUGAUGUUCUAAGUUCUAUAUGCUCUAUAGGUCCCAGCUUUAUAAGAAGUGGGUAGACAGACAGAUAUACAUUUGUCAUUAUUUACAUGAUUGAAUACCAUGUACCUAAGGUUGCAAAAUUCCCCAAAUUCCCAGAUUUUCCCAAAAUUCUGGUCAGAAGAAUCUGGAUUUCCAACUUAUUCUCCCCUGAUUCUGGGAAUCUUCCAUCCAAGAUCCAACCAAGAUUUCUGGGAAAACCUGGGAAUUUUGAGGAAAGUUUGGGGAAUUUAGGCAAUCCUAUAUGUAACUGUAAUGUACAGGACUGCAAUGCUGCACAACUACUUAGAGGGAACAUGAGUUUAAUAGUUUAGUUAAUUACAUUGUUAUGACAUAGUUAUAACCAGUUAUUACACUGUAAUUAUAUUGUUGUUAUUACACUUUUACCUUAUCCUUGACACCCAUUAUACCCACUAUGUAACUCAAUACUUUACCCCUUUAUGGCAAGUGUGAAACGAUUACAUAUCCUCACACUGAGGGAGUGAGUGUGUAAGUGUCCUGUGUGUGCAGUGCUCUUAGUUAUUGUCGCGGGGUGUAAAGUGUACUUACAUUCAGCUACAGUGAGCGUUUCAGUGUAGUUCAGUUCCACUGAGGGUGUGAGUGUGAUGCAGUCAGCUACAGUGAGCGUUUCAGUGUAGUUCAGUUCCACUGAGGGUGUGAGUGUGAUGCAGUCAGCUACAGUGAGCGUUUCAGUGUAGUUCAGUUCCACUGAGGGUGUGAGUGUGAUGCAGUCAGCUACAGUGAGUGUUUCAGUGUAGUUCAGUUCCAC